CUCCUCCCUGCACUCUGCCACUCUCUGUCUGCAUCAUCAAGAAUAGAGCCUCUGACUCAGGGGGAAGAGUACAAGGUAAUUUGGCCGGAUCAUCCAGAGUUUGUGCGUAUGGCAGCGCGAUUUGGCGCUACAAUCGUGCCAUUUGGUACUGUGGGCGAAGAUGAUAUAGCUGAUAUACUUUUUGACUUCAAUGACUUAGCGGAGAUCCCUUAUUUCAUAGAGUAUGUCAGAGAAUUGCAGCGAGGCUCGGUUAAGUUCAGAGAUGAGAUAAGUGGUGAGGUAGCAAGCAGAGAUAUAGCUCCACCAUUGAUUCUUCCAAAAUUGCCUGGAAGAUUCUACUAUCUAUUUGGGAAGCCAAUAAGCACAAAAGGGAUGGAGAACAUGCUUAAAGACAGAGAAGCUGCCAACAAGCUAUACCUUCAAAUUAAGUCAGAAGUUGAGAACAAUAUGGGUUACUUGCUCAAGAAAAGAUUAAGAAAUCGCCUUGCUUGGAUGCAAAAUUAUCAGACAUAUGCCACUGGCACAUCAACUGCACCAACCUAUCUCCCUGCUCUCCAGUUCACCAAUAAAGAUCCAAAAGGAAAUGUGCAUGAAUUCAACCUCAUUGAUGGUGGUGUUUGUGCCAAUAAUCCGAAAUUUGAUGCAGUGUCACGCUAUGGUAUAGAAGGUGGUGGCUUAAGCUUUUUCAGUGACAUCGCACUUCUACUUAUUGAUGAAGUCCAUCUGUUGAAUGAUCCACAUAGAGCAGCAUUGGAAGCGAUUGUUAGUAGAAUAAAGAUCGUUUCUUGCAAUCCAAAAAUGAAACUAAAUCCUCUUGCUCAGGUGCACUUGGUUGCUGUGUCAGCCACAAUUCCAAAUAUUGAGGAUCUAGCUGAGUGGAUUAAGGUUCCUGAGGAAGGGAUUAAAAGGUAG
This is a messenger RNA of Arachis ipaensis, 912 nucleotides long. The record is from RefSeq and is a predicted model, not a curated record. Lineage: Eukaryota; Viridiplantae; Streptophyta; Magnoliopsida; Fabales; Fabaceae.